Messenger RNA from Ascochyta rabiei, 1620 nucleotides. RefSeq lists its product as uncharacterized. The coding region runs from base 1 to 1620 and encodes 539 amino acids. Lineage: Eukaryota; Fungi; Ascomycota; Dothideomycetes; Pleosporales; Didymellaceae. The transcript is spliced from 3 exons. The record is from RefSeq and is a predicted model, not a curated record. Gene Ontology annotation, molecular function: heme binding; oxidoreductase activity, acting on paired donors, with incorporation or reduction of molecular oxygen; iron ion binding.
AUGACGAUUCCAAAGCGCUUCCUCGCGCUCUCCGCAUGCGCGCUCACCUUCUUCAGCGCGCGAUAUGCGCCUGAGUUACUCCUGGGAAACAGAAGCUACGUGAAGAGUAUAUCGGCGCUGUUCGCGCUGCAGUACUUUGCCCAGGCGUUCUACAAUGUGCUCAUAUAUCCGUUCUUCCUGAGUCCGCUUCGCCAUCUGCCGCAGCCGAGUGGCGGCCAUGUCAUCUUUGGCCACUUCCCGCGCAUGUUCCGUGACCCCACGGGCGAGCCGCACCGGGAGUGGAUCGAUACUGUGCCGAAUGAGGGCGUGAUCUAUUACCGCAACUUGUUCAACAGUUCGCGUAUUUUAGUCACGAAUCCCAAGGCGUUGGGCGAAGUGUUGGUGCAGAGGAACUAUGAGUUUGUGAAGCCGGAGCGGCUAAGGAAGGGUUUGGGACGGUUGUUGGGGGUGGGGAUUUUGUUGGCUGAGGGGGAUGAGCACAAGCGCCAGAGAAAACUACUCAUGCCGGCCUUUGCGUUUAGGCAUGUCAAGGACCUCUAUCCGAUUUUCUGGGGAAAGAGCCAAGAGAUGACGGACCGCAUUGUCAGGACUGUUGAAGCAGCUACCGAUGGCUCAGUCGUUAUCGAAAUCCGAGAAUGGGCUUCUCGUGCAACCCUCGACAUUAUCGGUUCCGCAGGAAUGGGCAAGGACUUUGACUCGUUGAGGGACCCGGAGAAUGAGCUUUUCACGACUUAUCAGCAGAUCUUUGCCAACAAUCGGGGCGCUCAGAUCGUUCAGGUCCUCAUGGGCAUGCUACCCCACUGGCUGGCUGUCAACUUACCAUUGAAACGCAAUGACGAGAUCGGCAACGCGAUUGGUACCAUCAAGAAGGUUUCCCGUGAUCUCAUCGCCGCAAAACGCGCCGAGAUCCAGAAAGGAGAGAAGCUUUCCCACGACAUCUUGUCUGUGGCCAUGGAAUCAGGCGGCUUCAGCGACGAGGACCUCGUGAAUCAGCUAAUGACCUUCCUCGCAGCCGGGCACGAAACUACCGCCUCAGCCAUGUGCUGGGCCAUCUACUGCCUAUGCAAGCACCCAGAAACGCAGCAACGUCUGCGCGAGGAACUCCGCUCCCAGCUCCCCGUCCUGUCAGACCCAAACGAUUCCAUCUCAAGCACUGACAUCGACCGGCUUCCGUACCUCAACGCAGUCCUGCAGGAAACCAUGCGCAUCUUCCCCCCCGUACCCCUCACGAUGCGCGAAACCGCGCUCGACACAACUAUCUGCGGCGCCUUCGUCCCACGCGGCACCACCGUCGUCAUCUGCCCCUGGGCCGUCAACACAUCGACGCACCUCUGGGGCGCCGAUGCGCGCGAGUUCAAGCCUGAGCGCUGGCUCGGCAAUCACGCCAACACGGGGGGCGCGGAAAGCAACUACGCCAUCACCACGUUUUUGCACGGCCCGCGCAGCUGCAUCGGCAAAGACUUCGCGAAGGCGGAGUUUGCAUGUCUUGUUGCCAGUUUGGUCGGUAGGUUUGAGAUUGAAUUUGAGGAUGGCGAUUGGGAAUUGAAGAUCCAGGGGGGUAUCACCGCAAAGCCUAAGGGGGGGUUGAGGGUUAGGUUGAGGGAGGUGGAGAAGAUGUGA